Messenger RNA from Anopheles merus, 3260 nucleotides. RefSeq names its product NEDD4-binding protein 1. The record is from RefSeq and is a predicted model, not a curated record. The coding region runs from base 1520 to 3187 and encodes 555 amino acids. Gene Ontology annotation, molecular function: RNA endonuclease activity; mRNA binding. The transcript has 6 exons. Gene Ontology annotation, cellular component: cytoplasmic ribonucleoprotein granule; nucleus. Lineage: Eukaryota; Metazoa; Arthropoda; Insecta; Diptera; Culicidae.
CCGCGCAUGGUGCGUUUGUUUACAUCGCUUCUUUAUUUUUGCGAAAGCGCUAGCCCGCAGCCAGCACCACACAUCUAUUAGUAUUGUGGGAUAAAUUCCUCUUUGCGAAUUACAAUUGUGCUACUGUGCCCGCAACAUCAAAUAUACUACCCAAAUAGCGAUAGACUCUUUAUUCGUUUACCCUAACUUUUAACGCAACGACGUUCUAAACCGCUCCCCACCGACAAUCCAAUGCAGCGUGGAACAGUUGUUUCGGCGAACACACGGCACGAACACGCAACGGCGAGAACGAGUAAUAAUACUUACGUAGCAGAGGUUAGUAUUGUAUCUACCGAUUGGUGCUCUAUUUCGAUUGCAAAUCCUUAAUUUCCUGCUCAAUGUUGGUGCGUGCGGCACUCUCGAAGCGCUCGCUGAACUGCGCCGUCAUGUAAAUGCUCGGUAUGCGGCUCAGCGCUUGCAGUAGCUGCAAAGAAGAAAACACAAGUUCCGCUAAACGCUUCCUGAAGGUGCAGCCGGCAUUUACCUUAAGGCGCAUUUUAUCGUAGGAACUGACAUCCUCUGCCGGACAUUCGUUACGAAGCUGCUGGGUGUAUUGUUUGUACUCUUCCGCCGGGAUACUGGCAUGUCGGGAAUGAUAGAGAGCGAUAGGGAGCACAACAUUAGAACUAACUCUAAACCAGGUGCCCCAUCCCCCCCCCCCCUCCAUACUAACUCACCCCAGUACUAGCAGGUCCAAGUCCUGAAAGUAUUGCACGUCACUCUCGGAUAGAUCCCCAGCCUCCAUCUGCAAGUCUCCCAGCAGUCGCUUUACGUUCGCUUCCAGCGUUUUCUGGAAAGAUGAUCCGCAUUAGACAGAUCAACCUGCAGCAAUUGCUUGGGGGACUUACAUUUUCAAUCUGUGCAUCGGUAAAGAAUUCACCCACUGUCUCACAAUUCCGUGCGACACAGUCUUUGUCCGCCUCGAAGUGGUAAUACUGAAACAGGGCGGCCAGCUGAAUGCAUACACUCGCUCCCGUUAGAUGAGGAACCUUUCGACGGAUCAGCUCGGACUCCGUGUGGUAGUGGCGAUGGCUUUGCGCGUACUGUGCCCGAAGCUUGGCCAACCACCUGUCCGCUGUGUCGGGCGCCAGUUCCAGCGCGGUGCUGAUGUUUUCCCAUAUCGAUUCCAUCGGGUUCUAGUGUGUCGAUCUUUCUUAAAAUCUACAAUAGCAGAAGGGUUACACAAAACGCUAAUAUUUUAACACUACGUUGGGUGGAGGAAAAGCUAUCCUAAAGUGGGUGCAAUCUUCUGCCCAGCAAGUUGUCGUGACUAAUGUCAUUGAUUUUGCUUCUUCGAGCCUUUGUGACGGAUUGAACGAAGCAUGUAGGAGAAUAGGACAUGCGCACUGCGGUAGAGGUCCUCCAGAAAGGGAGCAACUACUUGCAUGUUUCAUACUUUUCAUAACAUGCACUACCGUCUGUCUGUCAGUGUACCAUCGCCACCGAUCGGUCUGUUUACACCCGAACGAAUACAAUCUGAAUGAGUUUUGUUAUUACAAUCUUUCCACAACGCGCCAGCAUGGCUCGCACUAGGGCGGGCAAGAAGCAGCAAUUAAACGGGCCUGCUCAACCACGUCGUAGCACCAAAAAGGAAAAACCCAACACUUUCAAAGCUAAACGGAGAACUAAAAAGAAACCGACAAACCAGCUGGCACAAACCUUCGCAAGCAUGGAUACCCGGCAGGCAAACAUGAGCCCUGGCAAGAUGUCGAAAGCGAUGAAACGAAGCUCGAAGGAGAAUCUGCGCCGGUUGAGCGCUAUUGUGGAGAAACGUCGCAAGCAGCAGGAUGCAGUAGUGCAUCUCCAAAACAUGCCAGUCGCUGUCAAUCCACAGAACGGGGGUAUCAAAGAGAAUAAUCGACAAAAAUCGGCCCCCGAUACGAUCGUGAUUGAGGAUUCGGACGAAGAAAGUGAGCCGACGGGUGGUACGGGUGGUGAUGCAGUGGAAAAUGCUUCCGCUGAUCCUUUGUUUUACGUCGAUCGUAAUCCUGGCAUACGGGAGGAAGAUGUUCCACUGUACGUCGUCGGUAGCGAUGUGGAGGAACAAUCAGCAUCACCGAAGGAUGGUGAACCAAAACAACAGCAAUCAUCGUCGGUCAGUAUCGAACCGGACCGCCAGUCUGCCACGAUCGAACCGGACGAAAGUAGUGUGAUUGUGCUAGACAGCACGUUCGAUCAAACGAUGAACAACAGCAUGAAGGACAUGAAGAUCAACGCUGCUGAGUGUGUAGAACCAAUAAAGGUGGACACUGCCGAACCGUGCACGAGUUCAAGCAGUACCAGGACCAAUACCAGUGCCACUAAAGUACAAACGAAGAAGAAGAUCCGCUCCAACAGUCAAGUUGCCGAAACGAUCGUUACCGAUGUGAUCGAUUUGAGCGACUAUCCCGAUACGGAGCAACCUUCUUGCUCGUCAUAUGCUGCCAGCAACACCAAAACGCCAGCCUUUCCCACGCUGGAUUGUAUCCCGCUCGGGUACAGCGCGUCCAACGCUACACGAGCGAAACCCAAUCGUCCUCAACAGAAGCCACACACAAAUGGCAGUGGUAGCGGUAGUGGUGGUGGUAAAGGUGAUGGUAAAGGUGGUGGUAAAGGUGGUGGUGGUGGUGGAAAAGGCACGAAUACGAAUGAUGUGGUUAUUGGGUCGGCUCUUCAUGUAGAAAAGAAGAUAAAGCGGAUGGUGAUCAUUGAUGGAAAUAAUGUCGCGUAUGGCCAUCUCAAUGGGAAGAUGUUCUCGGUAAAGGGGUUAGAGCUGUGUAUAAAUUACUUUAAAAAGCUCGGCUUCGAGGUGACCGCCGUAGUGCCUCAGUUUAAGUUAAAAAGGCAUCAAAGCACGGACCAGGCAUUGCUAGAACAGAUGCAUCGAAAUGGCGAUGUAACGCUGGCCCCGUGCAAAAGUCUUCCCGGCCAGUGCUCUUCAUCGUACGAUGAUCGAUUAAUACUAUCAAUCGCCGAACAGUUUGAUGGUGUGAUCAUAUCGAACGAUAAUUUUCGUGAUCUUCUUGACAUUUCUCCAGAAUGGCGGCGCAUUAUAGAAACGCGUGUCGUCGGUUACUCGUGGGUAAAAGACUGCUUCUUCCUGCCGGACGAUCCGUACGGACGGUACGGUCCCACGCUGCAACAGAUACUGUAUCGCACAUCGCAUUAGAAGAUCACGCGAGUGCAUUUUUUUUUUUGAUAAACCAUAAAACUGUGCACUGUUUUCUGUUGGUACAGUGGGA